Messenger RNA from Daucus carota subsp. sativus, 1489 nucleotides. Its product is annotated as gibberellin 2-beta-dioxygenase 8. Gene Ontology annotation, molecular function: 2-oxoglutarate-dependent dioxygenase activity. The transcript is spliced from 3 exons. Bases 153 to 1316 code for a protein of 387 amino acids. The record is from RefSeq and is a predicted model, not a curated record. NCBI's taxonomy places the organism in Eukaryota, Viridiplantae, Streptophyta, Magnoliopsida, Apiales, Apiaceae.
GGACCAGUCCAUAGCCGUUUAAUGAUGUUGCGACGAGUGUCACAACUACAGAGCGUCCUCAUCUUGGCCUCUUCUUCUUGUAAUCACUCUGCUACUCACCUCAUGACUACAUUUAGCUGCAUUGAUCACAUAUAUAUACCCCUCUUGGUAUCAUGUCAAUCUGUGCUAUCGUUAUAACUUUUCUCCGUACACAUUCGUGCCAUUUCUUUGUUUUAUCCUUGUUGGUAAGACCAUAUAUUUUAAAUAAGUGUAGAGAGUGUUUUAUAUUCAUGAAUAUGGUUGAUUCGAGCCCAAACCCUCCUCUCCUUGCAAGCUAUGCACAGCUUGCACGUCGCUCUGGUGAGGCCUUGGGUGAAUUCUGCCAGAAAAAUGAGAUAGUGAUGGAGGAAUGUGAGUUGCCUUUGAUUGAUCUUGGUGGUCUAAGAAAUGGGAAUGAAGCGGAGAAGCUUGCAUGCGUUUCUGCAAUAUGUAAAGCUUCAUCAGAAUGGGGGUUUUUCCAAGUAGUGAACCAUGGUAUAAGCCUUGAGUUGCUUCGGAAAAUGAGGACAGAACAAAUGAAGCUGUUUGAGUCAUCUUUUGAACAGAAGUAUAGUUGCGGCCUGCUCAACAAAUCAUAUAGAUGGGGCAAUCAGACUGCUACUACUACGAAACAACUAUCGUGGUCUGAGGCUUUCCAUGUUCCCCUUAGCAAGAUUUCGGAAGAAGCUUGUUGUGGAGAAUUUAAGUCCUUAAGGCAAGUGAUGGGAACAUAUGCAGGCGAGAUGCAAAAGUUGGCCAGAAUGCUAGCAAGAGUACUUGUGACAAACAUGGGAGAAGAAAGAGAAGAGGUGUAUAACAUUUGUGAUGAAAGUACAUGUUUUUUACGUCUGAAUCGCUAUCCAGUCUGUCCUGUAGCUUCUGAUGUAUUUGGUUUAGUCCCACACACCGAUAGUGAUUUUCUCACCAUUCUUCAUCAAGAUGAAGUUGGAGGGCUUCAACUGAUGAAAGACUCUAAAUGGGUAGCUGUUAAGCCUAAUCAAGAUGCACUCAUUGUCAACAUUGGCGAUCUUUUUCAGGCAUGGAGCAACGAUGUCUAUAAAAGUGUAGAACAUAAGGUGAUGGUGAAUACAAAGGUGGAAAGAUACUCAAUAGCCUACUUUCUGUGUCCAUCCACUGACUCUGUAAUUGGGAGCUGCAAAGAGCCUUCUGUUUACAAAAAAUUUACUUUUGGAGAAUACAGAAGUCAGAUUCAGCAGGAUGUUAAAAAGACUGGACAUAAGAUCGGUCUGCCAAGGUUUCUUAAUUGUGAUCAGUCACUUAAUUAUUGCACAUUAUGAACUGUUCUCCCCAAAUCAAACCAAUGUACUUGUGAACGACAUGUCUCACUCGGAAGGAGGAUCCAAGAGGGUGAAUUAAUCUCCCGUUAUCUGUAAAUCUUCAUCAAGCACCCCUGUGGAUUCUACAUCCUCAUUCAAGCUGCUUCUGUCUCAAUAUUUCGUUUUUUUUUUUU